Molecule: messenger RNA, 960 nt
Organism: Nerophis lumbriciformis (worm pipefish)
Lineage: Eukaryota; Metazoa; Chordata; Actinopteri; Syngnathiformes; Syngnathidae
Source: RefSeq, a predicted model, not a curated record
AUGUUCCUGUACAUCCUGGGGGCGCUGGCCGUGUGGUUUGUCUUCAGGUGGAUCCAGGAGUCCAAACGUGUGGCCAACAAGGGAGACAAAUAUGUUUAUAUCACUGGCUGCGAUACUGGCUUUGGGCAUCUCCUGGCCAUACACCUGGAUAAACUUGGUUUCCGUGUGAUCGCCGGUUGUUAUACAGAAAUGGGUCAAGUUGGGCUGAAGAAGACCUCUACUGACAGAUUGACCACUCUUCAUUUGGAUGUCACCGACUCGAACUGCAUCAGACAGGCCACGGCAUUCAUUGACACUCUUGUGGGGCAGAAAGGCCUUUGGGCCGUCGUGAACAACGCAGGUGUCGGCGAACCGUCGGCCCCAACGGACUGGCUCACGAUUGAGGAUUAUAAAAGGAUGCUGGCCGUCAAUCUGGUGGGCGUGAUCGACGUGACCCUCAGCGUCCUCCCUCUCAUCAAGAAGGCCCGAGGCAGAGUAGUGAACGUGGCCAGCGUGUUCGGGCGAAUCAGCCCAAUGGGCGGCCCGUAUUGCGUGUCUAAAUACGGCGUGGUGGCUUUCAAUGACAGCUUGCGUUUGAACAUGGCACCGUUUGGAGUCAAGGUGCUGUGCAUCGAGCCGGGCUGCUUCAAAACAAAUAUUACUGACCCUGUGAAUGUGAGAAAAAACACGUGGAGAUUAUGGGACAGAUUGCCUCAGGAUGUGAAAGACGCCUACGGGGAGGACUGUGUGGAGCGCUCUCUCCAAAGUCUGGACAGGAUAUUUAAAGUGCUGGCAGACAGCGACCUGAUGAAGGUGGUGAGCUGCAUGGAGCACGCCGUCGCCGCCGUCCACCCCCAAACUCGUUACACGCCCGGCUGGGACGCUAAGUUCUUCUGGUUGCCUCUAUCCUACAUGCCUGCCUCCAUUACUGAUCUGAUCUUUCUUAAAAACACCCCCAAGAUUAAAGCGUCUUUGUCCUAA